AUGGCUGCCGCUGCGGAUGUGCGCGAUAUGCUGGACUUGCCCGCUGAGAGCCAGCCCAGACCGCAUAAGAAGCAGAAGGUGGUUGAGAAGCGACCAGAGGGUAUUACCCGUGAAUUAUACGCGUUAUUGGGUGAACGAGCGCCGCCUAUCGCUAUCAAUGAGAACAAGUACAAGGGGCGUCCGAAGUGGAUGAACAAGCUGCGGGUGCGACCAUGGCGCAUGUCACCAUUCACGAACGGCGCUCGAUCUGACGGACUAGUCCUAAACCACUGGCAACGGAAACACGAAUCCACACGACCACCCGCUCCCGAGGGAACCGAGAUGGACGUAGACGAAAAGAAGGAGAAAGAAGAAGGAAAAGAAGACGAACCGCCUAAACCCCUCGAACAAGAAUACAACUUCGCCAAAUACAACAUCAAAGCCCGAGUACCAAGAUCAUACUCCGAGGAAGAAUACACCCGCCACAUACAAAACAACGACUGGACCCGCGAAGAAACAGACUACCUAAUGGACCUAGCCCACGAAUACGAUUUGCGCUGGGUAAUAAUCGCCGACCGCUACGAUUACCAACCACGAGUCAACACAGAAGCGGAAGGCGACUCAAACGCCCUAGUUCCAGCAAAACACUACAGAACAAUGGAACAGAUGAAAUCGCGCUACUACUUCGUCGCAGCGACAAUGCUCGCAAUCGAACAUCCACCGUCCGAAAUGUCCGAAGCCGAAUUCGAUCUCCACGAAAAGAUGCUCAAAUUUGACCCGGAUCGCGAACGAGAUCGUAAAGAACUCGCCGCUCUCCAAUUAAACCGUACAGCCGAUGAAGUCCGUGAAGAAGCAAUGCUCCUCGAAGAACUCAAGCGCAUCACAAGUAACGAGCAGAACUUCGUCACAGAACGCCGCGAGCUCUACUCACGUCUUGAAGUACCUAUUAGCGUCGGAAACACAACUAUCUACCAGUCCAGCCAAGGGCUCUCACAGCUUCUUCAGACUCUUCUACAAGCUGAUAAGAGCAAGAAACGUCGCUCGAUCCUUGGUCCUGAAGGCGCUGUAGCUAGUCCGGCUGGGCAAACUCCUACGCAAGCUUCCCAGAUGAGUCGUGGCGAUACACCUGGUACUGCUGCUGCGGCGGCGGCGAAUAAGAAGGGUGGUGCAGCUGCUGCUGUGCCUUCUGCGCGUGAAAUCCAACAACCAAUUCGUACACUUACGCCGGCUGAAGAGUCUCGAUAUGGCGUGCAGCAUCACGAGCGCGUUUCGGCGGGCGUUCAGUUCCGUAGUGAUCGUGCUCAGAAACUGACGCAGGCGAAGUCGAAUGUUCAAACUUUGAAACUUGCCGGUGCGCUUGCUGAACUUGAGAUUCCUGUGCGGUUGUUUAUGCCAACGGAGCGUGUGUGUAAGGAGUUCGAGCGCCUUAUUCAAUCCGUAAAUCUUCUUCUGGACGCGCGUAAAGUUGCUGAGAAAGUUGAAAGUGAAAUUCGUGUUUUGGAGGCUUCGAAGGCAGAACGAGAGAAGAAGUCUGCUCCUACUGAUGGAUCUGGGCAUCCGGAGGUGAAGACUGAGGCGGAAGAGGGGACAGGCGUGUUGGAGUCUACUGCUGCGGAUGCGGAUGCGGAUGCGGAUGCAAAGGAGAAUCCUGCUGAUGGUGACGGACAAGGUGAUGGUGAGGAGGCUUCGAAGGAGGGCGAAGGUAAUCACAAGCGAUCUGCUAGUGUGCUUAGCGGUGGAAGUAAUAAGAGCUCCAAGCGGCAGAGGCGGUAG
Penicillium angulare is the source of this 1752-nucleotide messenger RNA. RefSeq names its product SANT/Myb-like DNA-binding domain-containing protein. Gene Ontology annotation, molecular function: transcription corepressor activity. NCBI's taxonomy places the organism in Eukaryota, Fungi, Ascomycota, Eurotiomycetes, Eurotiales, Aspergillaceae. The transcript has 3 exons. The coding region runs from base 1 to 1752 and encodes 583 amino acids. Gene Ontology annotation, biological process: chromatin remodeling; DNA repair; negative regulation of transcription by RNA polymerase II. The record is from RefSeq and is a predicted model, not a curated record. Gene Ontology annotation, cellular component: NuA4 histone acetyltransferase complex; Swr1 complex.